Molecule: messenger RNA, 237 nt
Organism: Prunus armeniaca (apricot)
Lineage: Eukaryota; Viridiplantae; Streptophyta; Magnoliopsida; Rosales; Rosaceae
Source: the annotation of a GenBank genome assembly
AUGGAUCCUUCAUCAAUGAACAACCCUGAGCUCCUUCAGUUCAUCAACCAAGAGAAGGAAAGAGCAAUGGUGAACGAGAUGGUGGGAAAGCUUACAAAUGUAUGUUGGGACAAGUGCAUCACUGGUACGCCCGGGAGCAAGUUCAGUUCCAGUGAAUCAGCUUGCCUUGCGAACUGUGCCCGCCGUUAUUUGGAUAUGAGUAUGAUUAUUAUGAAGCGUUUUCAGAACAUGCAAUGA